AUGAAACCCGGGCAUUGCGGCUCCUGCUGGGCCUUCAGCGCCACGGGGGCUCUGGAAGGGCUGCUCUUCAAGAAGACGGGCCAGCUGGUCUCCCUGAGCGAGCAGAACCUCAUGGACUGCUCCUGGAAGCUGGGCAACCAGGGCUGCCACGGGGGCUACAUCAGCCAGGCCUUUGAGUACGUGCGGCAGAACGGAGGCAUCGAUUCGGAGCAGGAUUAUCCUUACCGGGAGAAGGAUGAAAUCCACUGUUACUACAAGCCGGAAACCCGGGUGGGCAACUGCACGUCCUUAGUGCGGAUUCCGCCGCAGAACGAGACGGCUCUGGAGCAAGCUGUAGCCACGAUGGGACCGAUAUCCUUGGGGGUGGACGCUCGGAGUUUCCAGUUCCAUUUCUAUAAGUCGGGUAAGGAGGAGGGAGGCCGUUGGGAAUCUGUAGUAGUCUGCUGGCUGUAA
Pseudonaja textilis is the source of this 453-nucleotide messenger RNA. The record is from RefSeq and is a predicted model, not a curated record. Lineage: Eukaryota; Metazoa; Chordata; Lepidosauria; Squamata; Elapidae.